UAAGCCGCUUGGAUAAAAAGAAAAAAAAAAAAAAAGCCAACAGCUGAGGCAUUGUAUUACACGCCAGGAACCUGACUAUCCUUAAAUAGGGCAAGGGCGAAACAAAGUAACCCAACUGGUCACGGUCUUUAGCUCUCUCAAAUAUGACGCAAAAAUUAAUAAAACCGAUAUUUUGUUUGACACUAGAAAUAUUUUCCUCAAGUUACGCAAGAAGACGCAGCGUGGAAGUCGGACUGUAACUAGACUGCAUGGAUUUAUUUGACCACACAAUGUUGACUGUUCUACUUGCCAUCCUGAUGUACCCUUUAAAUCAUGGAGCAACUAAAUACCAUCGCUUGCGGCUGUUGACUGGAGCAUACUGGUCGUAAUGCCGCACUAUUGGACGGCACCUAACAGGUGUUACUUGGACAAUUUUUUAUAUCAAAGGCGAAUAUGAGCUGACAUCAUAUAUUCUGGGACAACCAACACGUUAUAGCUGCUACAACUCCUUAUUUAUGACGUUUCAUCAACAUUUGUAUAAUGUAAGAAAUAAGGUUGUGGGCUAAAUUUUAGCUCGUUUGAACGGGGAAAUACCUGGGAUUUGUCCAUAAUGCACUCAGAGAUCAGUCGCUAGAGAUAUGAAAUUACACUGAAGUGGCCUUACAGUCAAAUGUUAUUUUGCCUCUUAGGGAGAUCACUGAGAAACCUGUUGAUCUGACCUUGCUUUGUUGACAGAAGGGCAUAACCUUUUUAGGAGCCCUUCACACCGGACGCGUUCUUGUGCUGAAAAAAGCUACACGCAGCACAACGAAUAUACCAGAACGCGGGUGUCAUGAGACGUGUUUUGAAAAGUUGACGUUUUUUUUUAUUAUUAUUUUACAUGAAAUGGUGCCCUAAAAAAAAAGUGGCGCUCCUGUAGGCUACGAGACGCUGAAAAAACAGCAAGACGAGCGCAACGAUCAGACGUCCGUCUAUAGCGCACAUGAGGAAAAAAUAAACCGUGGAAAAAAAUCGCGGACGGACUCAGAAAUGCCUUCAGUGUGAACGGCCCCUUAUUGUCGACACGUAAAAUAAUUUCAUAUAGCGGUGUGACAGCGGAUCCAUUUUCUCUCAUCAUGAAUCCUACUGUUUCAAUUGAAUCUUGAUGGGUGUUGCUGCUGAAAGUCCAAAGAACCUCAACGAUGGGAUGUGUACACAGUGUAAAACCGAAGCCAAGUUUUCAUGAGAACAUCACAGUCCUCGAACUGCACGCCUCAGUUGAUCCCAGCCCUACUGUCAUCGAUGAGUCAUCCAAUGUGGUUCUGCGAUACCGCACACCUUACUUUAAAGCAUCAGCUCAAGUGCAAGUGCCACCCAUAGUUUGUAAAGAGAUCUGGACAGUUGGCUGGAUCCAGGCUUGCAAUCAAAUGGAUUUCUUCAAUAUAUAUGGAAAUGAAGGAGUAUCCAGCUGGGAGCUUCCAGAGCUAAAAUGUGGGCACAUCCAGGCCAUUAGUGAUUCUGAUGGUGUUAAUUAUCCCUGGUAUGGUUGUACCACUGAGAUGUACACAGUUGUGGGUCCUACUAAGAAGAGCACCAAACUGAGUGUCAGCAUGAAUGACAACUUCUGCCCAAGUGUGACCUGGAGUGUCCCUGUGGGCACCACAAGCAGUCCUCCUCUCCUGAGCUCCAUCCAAAGGGACCAACGCUUCACCACCUGGCUGGUGGCCAUAAAUGAAACCACCUCCGAGAUGGUGCUACUCAGAACCAUUCGUUGGAGAAUGCAGCUCUGUAUUAAAGUGGAUCCAAAGAAGCCUCUAGGUCAAAGAGCCAGGCUUGUGGAACCACUGAUUCAGGAGCAGCCUCAGGUCCUUCUUAAGAAUGAACCCAUACCGUCAAAUGCCUUGGUUAAGCCUAAUGCCAAUGAUGCCCAGGUUCUAAUGUGGCGGCCAAGAAAUAGGGAGCCCAUUUUAGUCAUCCCCCCAAAAUAUUGAGGGAAUUCCCUUCCAGCUUGAUCUUAAAAUGUUUUGCAUUUGAUACUUAUUUAAAUUAAGUAUGGCAUGGAGUGAGAGAGAAUACUAUUAACAGGGAAGAGAAUUUGCCUUGGGUUCCCUCUGUAUUUUCCUAUUGGUUUUUAUAAUGGGGUUUAUCAACUUAUGAGUAAAAUAAGUCUGUGGUAAACAUUACUUGACGAUUCAUGGACGUUUUGUUCUACAACAUAAAUUACACAUUUUCAUACCUCAAUUUUGAAUUUUGAAGCCGUAUUGAAUUGAAUCCUUUUUUUUUUUUAAAUCACACAGCAGCUUCAGAAUUCACCUUUGAGGUAUGAAAGUGAAUUUUGUUGUAGAACAAAACAUUCAUGAAUCACCAAGUAAUGUUUACCACAGACCUUAUUUUCCUAAUAAGUCAAAAAACACCAUUAUAAAAACCCAUAGGGAAACCUUGAGGGAACCCAUGGUGAAUUAGACUUCCGGGUUUGCCUACAAAUUGAUGUCAUGUCUGAACGGCUCUAUUGAUUUAAAGUUUAAGUGAUACAAAUUUAUUAUUUGUGUAUUUAUUAAUGUUUAGUAGGCAAUGUUGAAAGGACACAUUUAACACAUUGUGUAUUGUUUUGUUUUUAGAUAGAGAACCUUGAGGACAUUUAAUAUUUUAAUAUUAACAAAACUGUGAGUGGCCUUUACAUACCUGGCUCUGAAUUCAAAUGUUGCCUUUUGCUUUUAAAACAGCACAUGUUCUGUGGAAGCCGAAUUGAAAUAAUUUGUUCACACAGUAUGAGCCCAUUAUUUAGAUGUGUAAUGAAGAUACACUUAUUUCUAGUCAGGUGUGGCCUAAGUUUUAAACAGCAUCUAUGGCCACGUACACUGCAGCAAAAUUCGGUUGUCAGUUCAACUUUUAGUGCUUAAUCCUGUUCUGUACACAGUUCAGUAAAAUAUGAAGUGACAACUGCAUUCUACAACCAAAUAGUGGUGGUGAUUUUGAUUCAUCUCAGUGACUCAAGUCUUUUGAUUCCAUUCACCAAAAAGAUUC
This is a messenger RNA of Myxocyprinus asiaticus (Chinese sucker), 2982 nucleotides long. RefSeq names its product family with sequence similarity 78 member Aa (gene fam78aa). The transcript is spliced from 2 exons. NCBI's taxonomy places the organism in Eukaryota, Metazoa, Chordata, Actinopteri, Cypriniformes, Catostomidae. Bases 1161 to 1949 code for a protein of 262 amino acids. The record is from RefSeq and is a predicted model, not a curated record.